Messenger RNA from Rotaria sp. Silwood1, 1188 nucleotides. NCBI's taxonomy places the organism in Eukaryota, Metazoa, Rotifera, Eurotatoria, Philodinida, Philodinidae. The record is from the annotation of a GenBank genome assembly.
AUGCGUGAUACACUUCUGGAUUUAGUUGCUCGAUUUGGUGAUUAUGAUAGGAAAACAAGUAAUAACGAACCAGCAUGUCUCUAUUAUGGAUUUACAUCAAGAAAACUUAAAUCACAAAAUAGUAAAACAACUACAUUAGGAUGGUCAUGGAGAGGACAUCUUUGUACUCAAUUAAAAGAAUUAAGUGGUUGGUCACCAAAAAACACUGGUUUUAAUCCUCGAUAUUCUGCUAAUGUAGGUGUUGUUACAGCUAGUUUUGAUGGAAGCGAUUAUAGCUUGAAUAAAGGUGAAAUGACAUUUUUUCAUGAAAUUGGUCAUUCAAUGAAUGCCGAUCAUGAUGAUGCAAAUGAUUUUAAAGAUCGACAACAAGAAUGCAAUCCAUCAGAUGCACAAGGUGGAAGCUAUCUUAUGUAUCCAACUGGUACCGAAGGACUUUUGCCAAAUAAUCGAGUUUAUUCUCAUUGUUCACUUGAUACGAUUUCAAAAUAUACAGAAAUACUCGGACAAUGGAAGCCGAAAUGUUUGUUAAUUACAAAGACAGUUAAAAGCAAAUGUGAUGGAAUUUUCUCAGUAGGCGAAUCUGCUGGUUCAUGCUGUAAAUUUUCAUGUCAAUUUCAUCCUGCUGGUCAUCAUUGUCGUUCUGAAAAUGAAUGUAAAAUGCCUAUUGAAUGUUUUGGUACUUCAGCAACUUGUCCUGAUGAUGAUAUAACAUUUUUUAAACCAGAUAAAACUAUUUGUCGUGAUGGUACUUUACUUUGUAUAAAUGGUUCAUGUGAAUUAUCUAUUUGUGCAUUAUAUUCUCUUCUACCUUGUCAAUUAAAAGAAUCGGAAGAUAAAUUGUGUAUGAUUGCUUGUCUACAAAAGGAUGGUUCAUGUGUACCUUAUCAUACAAUUGAUACGAAUUCAAAUUCUUCUAAACCUUUAUUUUUUCCAUAUGGUUCAUUAUGUGAUUCAAAUCGAGGAUAUUGUGAUCAAUCUCAUACAUGUCUUCCUUUACUAUUAGAUGAUAAUACAAAUCUAAUUAGUGCAGGAUUUAGUUCUCUUCUUCUUACUAAUUAUUCAACUAUGUUUAAACGUUAUUGGUGGGCAUUCGUAUUAUUUAUUCUCGCUCAAAUUAUUUUAAUUCCAAUUGUGUUAUUAUACUUUCGUAGUCAUUGUAUUCCUUCAGAUAAUCCUUUUCUUCAAUAA